AUGGCCAUGGAUGCACAAGAUGAGGAGAGGCCGCUGAUCCAUCACCUGUCACCACAGGAUGAAACUUCUGAAUUCACUAGCGAUGGGACGGUUGAUAUUAGCAAUCUGCCUGCCCGGAAGCAGAGAACUGGGAAUUGGACAGCAUGCUUCUUUAUUUUAGGUGCUGAAUUCACUGAAUGUGUGGCCUUCUUCGCAAUCUCAAAGAACUUGGUCACUUACCUCACGGGUGUUCUCCAUGAGAGCAACGUCAAUGCUGCGACGACCGUGUCCACCUGGAUUGGGACUGCAUUCUUCAAGCCCCUCAUCGGAGCGUUCUUGGCUGACACAUUGUGGGGACGAUACUGGACAAUAGUAAUCUUCAUCUCGGUAUACGUCAUUAAAGACUCUGUUCUGUUGCCAUUGCCAGUGCCAGGGGAUGAUGAUCCUGACUGGUUCAGCUCUUCUUCCACUGCUGAUGGGCUUGUCCUACAACCGCGGCAUUCACCGCCUCACCGCGUACCUGGGCCUCUCUACCUUGUUGCUCUCGGCAACGGUGGAAUUAAGCCAUGCGUCAGCGCCCUUGGUGCCGAUCAGUUUGACGCGGCUGACCCAGUGGAGCGGGUGACCAAGGGCUCCUUCUUCAGCUGGAACUACCAUUUGGUGCUGCCUGAAGACAGCUCUGCCCUGCAUCAGGUGCCUUCCCCAACUGAAGGAAAUCAUUGCAAGAUCCAGCAUACAAGCCAAUUCAGGUUCCUUGACAAGGCAGCAAUUGUAGCGCCAUCCUCCAGCGACGGCGAGAAAGGACCGAUAAGCCCAUGGAGACUUUGCACGGUGUCCCAGGUUGAGGAGCUGAAGACAGUGCUCCGGAUGUUCCCUGUGUGGGUGUCGAUGGUGCUCUUCUUCGCGGUCACCGCCCAGAUGUCGUCGACCUUCAUCGAGCAAGGCGAGACCAUGGACAGCCACGUCCGGCCGUUCAACCUGCCGCCGGGGUCCCUCGCCAUCUUCGACAUCAUCAGCGUCAUGUUCUGCAUACCCAUCUACGACAGAGUGUUGGUGCCGCUGGCCCGGCGCGCCACGGGCAAGGCGCGGGGCCUGUCACAGCUGCAGCGCCUGGGCGUCGGCCUCGCGCUGUCCGUGGCCGGCAUGGUGUACGCGGCGCUUGUCGAGGCCAGGCGGUUGUCGCUCGCCCAUGCAGCGCCGGACAGGCAGCCGUCGAUGAGCAUCAUGUGGCAGGCGCCGGCGUUCGCGGUGCUCGGCGCGGGGGAGGUGUUCAAGGCCAUCGGCACCCUUGAGUUCUUCUACGAUCAGUCGCCGGACGGCAUGAAGAGCCUCGGCACGGCCCUUGCUCACCUCGCCACCGCGGCAGGCAACUACUUCAACUCUGCCGUGCUCGCCGCCGUGGCGACCGUCACGACGCGCAACGGGAAGCCAGGGUGGAUUCCCGACGACCUGAACAAGGGCCACCUGGACUAUUUUUUCUGGUUGAUGGCUGUUCUCGGCGUGGUGAACCUGCUGUACUUCCUGCAUUGCUCCAUCAGGUACAGAGGCAACGGCAGCAGCAGCACAUACUCUUGA
Molecule: messenger RNA, 1554 nt
Organism: Miscanthus lutarioriparius
Lineage: Eukaryota; Viridiplantae; Streptophyta; Magnoliopsida; Poales; Poaceae
Source: the annotation of a GenBank genome assembly